Molecule: messenger RNA, 1514 nt
Organism: Drosophila eugracilis
Lineage: Eukaryota; Metazoa; Arthropoda; Insecta; Diptera; Drosophilidae
Product: alanyl-tRNA editing protein Aarsd1-A
Exons: 3
Coding region: 106-1425 (439 amino acids)
Biological process (GO): regulation of translational fidelity; tRNA aminoacylation
Molecular function (GO): ATP binding; aminoacyl-tRNA ligase activity; Ser-tRNA(Ala) deacylase activity
Source: RefSeq, a predicted model, not a curated record
UCUAGAAUGAACUAGCCGCCGAAUGAACACUUGUUGACAGAACCCAUCAUAAAUUGUUUAUAAUUGCGAUAAACCAGCCGGGUAUUGCGUGGAUUGAAUGAGAAGAUGGUGUUCAAGUGCCAGGAGGACAGUUUCCUGAAGCAGUUCAAGACGAAAAUCAUUAGCAGCGAGUUUGCUACCUUGGAUUGGACAGAUACCAAUGGAAAAGUCGAGAAACUAAAGGGUUUUAAUGUGAUCUGCGAGGAUACGAUACUAUUUCCCGAGGGCGGUGGCCAGCCUUGCGAUUACGGAACUCUUGGAGGAUUUCCCGUUAAGAAUGUUCAGCGAAAGGGCACUACGGCUGUUCACUUUGUGGAGUCCCCGACGAGUUUUGAGCAGGACGCGGAGGUGCUUUUAACACUCGACUAUCAGCGGAGACUGGAUCACAUGCAGCAACACUCGGGACAGCAUCUAAUAACCGCCUUAUUUGACAGGGAGUUCAAAUACGACACCACAUCAUGGUCACUGGGAUCGAGUGUCUCUUACAUCCAAUUGAGUACGCCUCACUUGAUAAGUCGCGAAUCGCUGGACCUUAUCGAACGGCAGGCCAACAAUCUGAUACGUGAGGGUCGUGAGGUUACGGUGGUCUUGGUGGAUCCGGAAGUGGCACAAGAGUUCCAGGAUGCCAGGGCACCCAGGGGACUGCCUAAGGAUCACGAGGGCUUGGCCAGGGUUGUGCGAAUCGAAGGCAUCGAAAGCAACAUGUGCUGCGGCACCCACGUCUCGAAUCUCUCCCAACUGCAGUGCAUCAAGCUGCUUUACGCCGAGAAGGUUAAGAGCAAUGUCCUAGUUCAUUUCGUCGUGGGCGAGAGGGUACUCGGAAAGCUAGGCGAGGUCUUCCAGCGCGAGCAGCAGCUAACCCAGGCACUCAAAGGUGGCCCUGGACAGCACUUGGAACUCGUUCAAAAGCUGCAGCAGAAUGUGAAGGGCAGUCGGAAGUAUUUUUCGCAGCUGCUGAAGGACUUUGCGACCGCAGAGGCAGAACGACUGGAGGAUCUGCCGAAGAAAGAGCGUCCGAAGUACUUCUCCCUUCAUCGACGCGAUGGCAUCGAGGUGGACUUUAUUAACACAUUCUUGCGAUUGGCUCCCGAUGGUAUCUUUUACUUUCUGACCGUUUCCGAGGGCGUUUCCGCAGGCGGUAAUGCCAAGGGACAUUUGGUACUACGCGGAGAUCCAAAUAUCGUCGAGAAACUCGGUCCCCAGUUUGUAGAACUCCUUGAAGGAAAGGGAAACGGUAAGGAGGGCAGUUUCCAAGGCAAGAUUAACAACCUGGCGAGACUGGACGAUUGCCAGGAGUUGCUGGAGAUGCAGUUUAAGCCAAAGAAGAUCAUAGAAGCAGUUGCUCCACCUCCAAAUCCAGUCGCCCCGUUGGAAAGUGAGGAAUAAAGCAAUUAGGUAGUGGACCCUGCAAUAUACAAUAUUUGUAUGCUUUUCGAAAUGAGAUUCGAAAAUAAACGUUGCCUAUUUUUAAAGCA